AUGAUCAUCCUCAUCCAAACUGCAACAAAGGUUGAGGCAGCGAACUUCGAAAUGAUCCUUGUGAGGCAUGAGAAAAGGGACGGGUUCAACUGGGUCGGUUCCACCAAACUCAAUUUGGUACCUGCAUCUGCCAUUAUUCCGCGAUGCUCGCCGUUUUGCUUGGAAUAUGUCAGGGAUACUAUUAAAAUGCGGGUCAUCGAAAACGCCAGGUGCCUAGAAUCCCUUGGCUCCUUGCCCCAGAUGAAUUUGCAAAGUCCGGCUGAUCCCAAGCAAAUUCAAGAUUGGGGAUCUUAG
Orbilia oligospora ATCC 24927 is the source of this 294-nucleotide messenger RNA. RefSeq lists its product as uncharacterized. The record is from RefSeq and is a predicted model, not a curated record. NCBI's taxonomy places the organism in Eukaryota, Fungi, Ascomycota, Orbiliomycetes, Orbiliales, Orbiliaceae. Bases 1 to 294 code for a protein of 97 amino acids. The transcript is spliced from 3 exons.